GGUCGCGAUAUUUUUUUGUAUCCUUGCUGCCAACAUAAAUGUGUAAAUUUCUUCGUUAGAAAAAGAUCAGAUGACAUGGGGGUAACAUUGUUUUGAAGGCCCUUUACUGGUUAAGCAGGCCUCUACGGCCCCCUCGCCUUUGUUUGAAACUAUAUUGUCCAGAAAUCAUGUUUUAUACUCAUACAAUGCUAUCAUAUUAGUUAAAGAAAUUUCGAAUCAUUUUUUAAAUAAAUGUCAGUAUAUCGCAAAUGCAUACAGGCUUCAUAAUAAAUAUUUUAGAAAGUAAUUUUCUGAUGUUUCCGUUUCCUGGCUAGGACCACUAGUCUAGCUACUUUUCGUGUUUUUAGCGUCCUGUGUAGCUAGCGAGCUUAUUGCUAUAAACCCAGUCACGUUUUAGCUGUUUAACAUUAGUGCUAUGUAUUUGUGGCGUCUCCGUCUUUUAAAUGGGGAACAUUACUCAGUUCAUGAAUGUUCCGUUAGGUUAAUAAGUAGCUAGCAAGGCUUGGUAGCUGACAAAUAAUGAACAAUUAUAAGCGAGCUACAAGCCAAAUGCAUUUACUAGUUGACACUACUGUAACGUUAGCAUCAGGUGCACCUGGGCGUUCUAGCUGUAAUUAGUAAUACAUAUCAUAAAGGUGUUGUUAACCACUGUUUAUAAAUAGUUUUUUUUUGUGUGCACAGUACUAUAGCAAUAAUCCUCUUACUCUACUGACUAGUUCGCGUUAUACACUGUUUGCACAUUUUUGGUUUCGAUUUUUAACAACGUCAACUUACAGGUAGCUAACUGACUGGUUAGCUGGUUUUUCACCCACAUAUAGUACUAGGAGAUUGGGGUGGUUGAGCGUCGUACACGUUUGUGCUUGCAUGCAACUAUUCAAAUGAACAAAGUUGUUUAAAUUGUGGUUUUAAUCGUGAAACACAUACUAAUGCAGUGGCUCUAUCAGAUUAACAGUGCCUGAGAUGUUUGACAGCAUUUGCAUCCUCCGCAAGUAUUCAGUUAGUUUGACAGUUAUUUGUAUGCAUUCUGAGCCUUGUAAUAUAUUCAGUAUACAUCAGUGGAAGAUAUAUUUUCUGAAUUCAGACGAAGAACGUGGUAAAUAAAGUUUUGAUGAAGUGACCAAAACAAGAUGAGACAUAAGACUAGGCAGUUAGACAGCUGCUUUUAUAAAAACGAAAAAGAAACAUUUGGUAACAACAAACACAACUUAUGCAAGCAAGAUAGUAGCUGUACAUGGCAUGAUCAGGAGGUGGACAGAAAGAUCUAAAGUGUAGCUGAUGUUCUCAAGGACAAGAGUCACGUGAUGUAUGAGGGCAAACACAUACACUUCUCGGAGGUGGACAAUAAGCCAUUGUGCUCAUACAGCCCUAAGCUCUGCAAGCAGCGCAGGCUAAAUGGCUAUGCCUUCUGUAUCCGUCACGUCCUGGAGGAUAAGACGGCCCCCUUCAAGCAAUGUGAAUAUGUGGCCAAGUACAACAGCCAACGAUGUACCAACCCCAUCCCCAAGGCAGAGGACCGCAGAUACUGUAACAGCCACCUGCAAGUACUCGGCUUCAUCCCGAAGAAGGAACGAAAGAAGAAGCACGAGGCGUUGGAAGAGAUGCGCUCGAGGAACCACCUGGAGUCGGUGGCUCUCAACAUAACCGUGCCCUCGUUGGCUCUGAAGGUUCCCAACGGCUUGGAUGAGCUGCCGCCCUCCCUGCCCUGCGCCCGCCUGCUGCUGCCCUCCGACGGGGAGCUCCUGGACCCUUUUGCCUUCUACGAGGACGACACGGACGGGGAGGAGGGCCCCCCUCGGAAGGGCUCGACUGUCCGGAAGAAACUGCAAAGCCGGCUGGUGCUCAACCAGAAACUCCAGCUCCACCAUGACACGGACCUUCUCCAGCCCCCGCCAGAGCACUUUAGCCCCGCCCCCGCCCCCCGGCCGCACCCUUCCUCCCCCCUCCAGCCCCACCUCCCCCGCCAGCCGCCAGGACUCCUCCAGCCCCCACAGCACUCCGCCAUGCCCUCCUUCGUCCUCUCAGGACAGCAGCAGGGACUAUUAUGCAAUCCAGCGCCACCUCAGACACCCCCCUUUCUGCCAGCCGGGCUGCCUCCCAACACGGCCCCCAGCCCGGCCCAGCCCCCCGGGCCCUCCCUGGGCAGGAAGAGCCUCCUCGCCGCCUCGCCCCUGCCCCCCGGCGGCUGGGACCCGGCUCCUGCCCAGCGGCACGUGGUGGCCAUGCGCCCGGCUGUCUUCUCACCGCCCGCUGCCUGCCUCGCCAGGCUCCAGCAUCUGGUGCAGCUCUGCAGCCAAAGACAUCAGCAGCACGGAGACCUCUUUCCUCACCUAGGGUUGGACUGGUCUGAGGACAGCGAGGAGGACGAGGAGGCCGAGAGGGUCCCACCAUAUCAGGCCUCCUGGCGGCUACAAGGAGGCCACCUGCAGGACGGGUCCGAGGAGGAGGGCGGCUGCUCGCGGCGGACGAGGCUGGCUCGGCUGUGCUCAUACCUGCAGGAGAAGUACAAGCACAUGUGCAGACAGGAGAGGGCGAGCAUGCGCCAGAAGAGAUACCGCCACGCCUUCCGGAAGGCCCUGCUGCACGCUGCCAGUAAAGACCCGGACUGCGCUGGGCAGCUGAUCCAGGAGCUACACAACGCCUCCAGGACUUCCUCGAGUGUGGCUUCACUGGGGGAGCAGGAUCCAGAGACAGGAAUCUGCACUGGCAGCACCAAGGGUCUCGCCUGCCACAGCCCAGCUCUGCCCUUCACCCGACACUGCUUCCAGCACAUCCUGUUGAACCGCUUCCAGCAGCUGUUCUCCAGUUGCACAGCCAAAUUUGCUGAUGGACAGCAAUGCUCGAUCCCUGUGUUUGACAUCACGCACCAGACGCCGCUCUGUGAGGAGCACGCCAAAAAGAUGGACAACUUCCUGCGAGGGGAUGGGAACCGGCGAGUGCAGCACCAGCAGCACCAGCAGAGGAAGCCCCGGAAGAAGACCAAGCCCCCGGCGCUCACCAAGAAACACAAGAAGAAGCGCAGGAGAGGACCGCGCCGCCCCCAGAAACCCAUCCCCCCAGCGCUGCCCCAGGGCAACCUGGGAAUGCCUUCCUCCAGCCUGGCCAUGCCCACUCAGACCAGCAUCAGGAGUCCCUCCACCCCAGAGCUGAGCACCGACGAGCUCCCUGAUGACAUCACCAACGACAUGGCGGACAUUCCACAUGACCUGGAGCUCAACCAGGAGGACUUCUCAGACGUUCUGCCCAGGCUCCCCGACGACCUGCAGGACUUUGACCUGUUUGAAGGUAAGAAUGAGGAGCUGCUCCCCACCACAGAGGAGGCUGAGGAGCUGGUGCGAGCGCUGCAGGCCAUGGGCUCCUACCCAGACUCUCUGGUGUGCCUGACGUCCAUGGGGGAGCUGGCUCCGGCCGACGCCGUGGACCACCGGGCCCUGGCCGUGUUCCCCGGCCCCGUGGUCCAGCCCGGGGGCAUGGGAGACCUCCUCAACAGCCGCGGGAACUUCCCCAGCCUGGAGCUGGAAGACAACCUGCUGCACUCGGCCGGGAGCCACUUCCCCCCGCCGCCCUCGGCCCAGACCCCCGCCCAGACGCCCACCCCCGGGCCCAGCUUGACCACCUCGGCCUCCACCGGCCCCGCCUCCAGCACCCUGCUCAUCCAGAGCACCCUGUCCGAGCGGACGUUUCCCCGGACGCACCCUCCCCACGUCCUGGCCAAGCCUGAGGGGCCGGGCUCCCCGCUGCGGGGCGGCCAGUACAGCAGCGAGCACGUGCCAUCCCCCUACAGCGAGCACAUGGCCUCGCCCCACGCCAGCUCCUUCCAGACAGACUCCUCCCUCCUGCUGGAGGGCCCGCUGAGCGGGGUCCCGGCCCCCGCGCGCCCCUCCUGGAACAACCUGCCCCUGCCCCUCACGGACCCCACACAGUAUGGAAACCUCGUCGGACCGGAGGGUCACCUCAUAUCCACCUCUCUGUCCACGCCCCCUUCCACCAGCCACUCCGUGACCCUGCAGCCCGUGGCCGCCCUCUCAGCGAUGCCCCAGAGUGGCCUGACGGGCUUGACUUCUCCCCCCGGCGCUCCUGCGCCCUCGCCCCGGGACAUCCUGGCCUCCACCCAACCCAAGCAGCAGCUCCCCCAGUUCAGCGCGGCCUUCGGCCACCAGCUGGCCUCCCACAGUGGCAUCCCCAAGGACGUGCAGCCCAGCCACAGCUCCACGGCGCCCCCCACUGGCUUCUCCAUAGCCAGCGCGACCGCUGCAAGUGCCAACAGCACCACGCCCCCCUUCCCGCAAAGCAACUGAGUUAGCCAGCCUCGCGCGGGUCUCGCCAGUGGACUCGCUCAACGAUCCAAUUCGCUCGGGAAAAUGAUCGGCCCAACAUGAUCUGUGACGAGAGUGCAAUGUUUUUGUAGGUUUAUUUCUAUUAUUUUUUUUAUUUUUUUUUACGGUGCACUAUUUUGCACAACCUCAGAUUUCUUUUUCUUGGCCUUGGGUGAUUUUAUUGAUCUGGAAACCAAUUGGCAACCUCAUGCUUAACGGUAUGAACAGGUCGUUUCUCUUGAGUCCACUGGCCGGGCCGCAUGCUGCUUGGUGGUUGUACACAGCGGGU
Molecule: messenger RNA, 4602 nt
Organism: Osmerus eperlanus (European smelt)
Lineage: Eukaryota; Metazoa; Chordata; Actinopteri; Osmeriformes; Osmeridae
Gene: ino80da
Product: INO80 complex subunit Da
Exons: 10
Coding region: 1302-4295 (997 amino acids)
Cellular component (GO): nucleus
Source: RefSeq, a predicted model, not a curated record